Ostrea edulis (European flat oyster) is the source of this 1791-nucleotide messenger RNA. RefSeq lists its product as uncharacterized. The transcript has 3 exons. Bases 304 to 1128 code for a protein of 274 amino acids. The record is from RefSeq and is a predicted model, not a curated record. NCBI's taxonomy places the organism in Eukaryota, Metazoa, Mollusca, Bivalvia, Ostreida, Ostreidae.
UAUACUAGAUCUGCAAAAUCUUCUAAUUAUAUGUUAUAUUUAAGACAAUUACUAUAAUCAUCGCAACUUAUUGUCCUAACAAAGAAGGGGUGUACGUGUUGACUUUCUUGAAGCGAUCGAGUGUCGGACAAUGUGAUUCAUCAUGGCUUAAAACUUGGCACCAAAUUUUACAAAGAGCGAGUGUUAGCGGAGCUGGAGGAUCAAGGAUUCUCCGUGGUGGAGGGUGUCCUUUCAGAGGAGGACUGUCAGCAGUACAGUAACGAGUUCAAGGAAUGGGUCAACCAAUACAGAGACAACAAUGUCAUGUUCGGAAACUUCGAGUCCCUUGUCCAAUCCUACAGGAUAGGCCACUUCAAUGCUUCUUGGGCCGUUCGUCUCAAGGUCAAACACGUGUUCGCUGAUCUUUGGGGAACGGAGAAGUUGUUGACCAGUGUAGAUGGAGUGGCCGCAUCACCACCACCGGAAAUGGCGCCAGAUCGACCAAAAUUUCGAACCAGCAAAACAUUUCUACAUUUGGACCAGGGAGCAAUGAGGCAGGGCCUACAUGCGUACCAGAGCGGCGUGUAUCUGGAGGAAUCCUCAUCAUCGGAUCAUUGCUUUAGAGUCCUGAAGGGAUCACACAAACGCAUCAAUGAAUUUUACGACCAGCAUCCACUGGCAGCCAAAGAAUCAAGUGUGUUUGAAUACUACGAACUCACAAAAGAAGAAAUUGAUUGGUAUAAAGACCUUGGAUUUCCCGAGACAACGGUUCCGGUUCCAAAAGGAGGAAUGGUGCUGUGGGAUUCUCGUUUGGUUCAUGAUAACGCAAGACCGUUAGAGGGUCGACCUCACCCCGAUAGAUGGCGUCACGCUAUAUUCGUGUGCAUGACACCUGCGAAAUGGGCAAAGCAGUCCGAUUUGAAGAUUAAAAAAGAUGCAUAUAAAAAUCUUCUUUUGACAACACAUUGGCCAAGUCGAAAUGUUGCUACGUUUCCGGAAUACCAUCCCACGGGAAAGGGGGAUUAUAAAGAACUGACCGAACUUCCGGAAAUAGCGAAAACUAAGGAAGUGAAGCUGCUGAUGGGAGUGGAGGAGUAUGACUUCAGUGACGGGGAACCGAAUGGACCCGAGGAUCCAAAAUGGAAGUGAAAGAGACAAACAAAUCUGGAGUUUUGAAUAUCAAGCGGAAUCGAAAAGAAAAGACAAAAUGGUAGAAAUACCCACCAAGAAUGUAUAUAUACUCGAAUUCACAGCAUUCGUUGAUCACUUUAAGGUUAGCCCUCUUUGGAUGGAUCGUUAAUCAGCUCUAGAUUAGCACAACUAUUUUGAAGGAUUUGUUCACGACGGUCGACUUCCGAUGAAAGCAUAUACGGUCUGUUGUAGGGUUGGCUGUCGAGCUCCUUGGCAGCUAUCUCAGUGACAGUUAACAACGCAUAGAAAUUGAACAACAGGAACCUGUACGUGGGCCUUUCAUGCUAAACAUUUUCUAAUAUAACCAAUGAUAUAUUUUAUUUUUUGACGAAUCUGCAUUAUACAAUUAUGCAGAUGACAACAUGUUGUUUUAUGCACACAAAGAGUGUCCAGUUAAAAUAAAAGUUUUAUUGAAACUCUCAUCGGAUUGUUUGAACACAACUCUAUGAAGGAUAACCGAAAUGAAUUUCAGACCAUAUGCCAAGGGAGGAACACUAACGGGAGUGUAACACAGAAAACCUUAUACGUGUUAGAAAUACGUCAAAAUGGCCACCUGAAGUUCUAAUGUGCAUUAUGAACUUUUAGGGAAUCUAAUUUCUAAAUAAAUUUGUUUCAAGUGCC